Messenger RNA from Blepharisma stoltei, 1812 nucleotides. Lineage: Eukaryota; Ciliophora; Heterotrichea; Heterotrichida; Blepharismidae. The record is from the annotation of a GenBank genome assembly.
AUGAAUUUUCCUCCGAUAAUUAUCAGAAAUUCUUAUAAUGAAGGAAUAUCGAGCUCUUUUGAAAAAUCAUUUUCCAAGACCCCAAUUCCUAAACUACCCAGAAUCCGGGCUCUAAGCCAAAGAAAUUCCUCAAACCAAAUCACAAUCAGAAGCCGAAACAGCAACCAUUCCCAGCAUUACAGUGAAAUAUCUGACGAAAUCGACAUAAAACUAAGGCACCAUCUAGAAGCAAAAGACGCCUUAAUAAAACAAUACACAUUCCAAUCAAAUAAAAAGCAAGAGCUUGAAGAAAAAAUCAAAAAAAAAGAAAGAAAAGAACGUUUGUCUUUACAAUUGCAAAAAGUCUAUGGGUAUUCCUUUGAUAAGGACAUUUAUAGGCUAGAAGAUGAAGAAAUGAUACAAAAAGCAUCAGAUUUUUAUAAAGAAAAAAAAUCUUUCCUUGGGAUUGUAAAAUUCCAACGGAUGUGGCAUCAGCAUUUCAUCAAAAAUAAAAUUCAAAUAGAAAAAAUAAAAAUAAAUUCAGCAGCAAGAAAAAUACAAAAUUGCUGGCUGGAUUAUUAUCGUAAAGCUGUUUUGCCAAGAAAAUUGCUGGAAAAGAGAAUUAAAGCAGCUACAAUAAUUCAGAAAUAUAUAAGAGGGUACUUCCAAAGACAAAGCUAUCUACUAUAUAAACAUCAGAAAAAUCUUGCUUUAGCUUUUAAAUAUAUGGAAGAUUUCAAAAAUAAAAUUUUAGAAAAAAAUACGAUAAUUAUACAAAGAAAUUGAAGGUCUUAUAAGCUUAGGCAAAGUAUAGCGAAAAGAUUAGAAAGAAAAAGAAAAAAACGAAAUGUUAUUCCUUUAAGGACUUUAAAAAGAGAAAACACUGAAUUUGAUGGGAAAACUAGCAAUGAUAAUUCUCCAAGAAGACAUAACCAGGACUCUUCGCCAAGAAAAAUUAACUUUGAUGAUAAUAAGCCAUUUGAGAGCUCACCGAGAAAAAUAAAUAUCGAAAAUUCACCCAAAAAAUUAAAUUUAGAUAAUUCUCCGCAUAUGCAUAAAAUGGCCUGAGACGAGCAACUGUCCACCUGUGGCAGGUAUCCUUAUAUAUAUUAGGAUGUAGUUUUUUGGUGUAAAGAAUGCCCAAGAAGUUGGGUUAGUCCCUAGUCGAGAGAGGUCAGGUGCCACUAGCCAGUAACCUGACUCGAGCUGCAAUUUUUUGGAUCUUUUUUACCAGUAGCGCCCAGGCCCAGGAUGGGUGACUGAUAGAGACAGGUGACUUGCAUGCCUAGGCUAAUUGGCGGCUUUGCCCUAAUGGUAUAAGCAUCUUUUCUUUGGAGCUGGGUUCGAUGAAGAUUCUCAGGUACAAGCCUCUCAAGCAAAGGAUCGCAAAAAAUAAAGAGUCAAUCUGGCCUGAGCUAAAAAGGAUUGGGCUAUCUUGGUGUAUAAGUUGGAAAUGGAGGUUCCCGCAUAGUCCGUAUGACUCGGACCAUGGAGAAAAAUGCCUCUUCUUAGAAAUGGGGGUUUCAGCCCAGGCUCAAUUUACCUUGAGGGGCUCUCUAACGGCUUACGUUGUGAAUACAGGUAUUCAGGAAAUUGGGGACUAUAAAUCACAUUGUUUAAUCCAAUCCAGAUAACUCUCCACGAAAAUUCGAAGAUACUUUACGAAAAUCGAAAGAAGACAUCCCUCCGCUUCGCAUAAAACCUGAAAAUUCCCCAAAAAAAUCCAAAUCCAAAGCCGAAGACUACGGAAAAAAACCCAAAAAAGAAAAGCACGGUCUAAUAAAACUAAUAAAGCCGACAAGUCCCAAGAAAAAACCCAAAAAAAUAAUAUAA